This is a messenger RNA of Durusdinium trenchii, 3444 nucleotides long. NCBI's taxonomy places the organism in Eukaryota, Dinophyceae, Suessiales, Symbiodiniaceae. The record is from the annotation of a GenBank genome assembly.
CGCGUCUGGUGUUCCCGGAUUUGUCGUUUUCCAACGGGGCGCCGGAGUGUGCCGCUGACUCUCGCCAUGCGCGGGGUGAGCAUUCUGAGUGCAACCACUGGCGCUGAGCUCUUUGAGGUCAAGGUGGAAGAGGAGUGGCGCGUGGAGGAGCUGCGGAGCGUCGUGGCCAAGGAACUCAAGCUGAGCGUCAAGUGUGUGAUUCUUCUCUCAGAUGGUGUUGGAGUGCUGGAAGAUGAAACCUUCCUGCAGGAUCUCAACGCCUCCCAGUUUCAAGUGCUCCGGAAGACAUGGACGGUCACGGUGCAGGACCUGCGAGACGAGGUGUUCUACUCCAUUGGACCUGUUUCGAUCUUUCUCUGGAACCCCUGCAAUGAGGAAGGAGGCUGAGCCAAAGGUGCUGCACAUCGCCACCAACCCGGACGGCACGCUGCGCGAGCUCUUCGUGAAGGUCGCCGAGGACUUGCACCUCGCGGACGCGGAGAAGCCACGCUUGCGGCACGGAGACCACUGGCUUUGUGAAUGGCCCAACGAAACUGAGUGGGACAUGACCGUCUCAGAAGUCCUUGAGCCUGGAGAAGUCUUGACCCUGGAGGGCGUCCAGAACGCGGGUCGCGGUCAGCUUGCUGCACCUUUACCAGCUUCCUUGACCCGGCGCUCAGAGGUUCUGGAGUCCAACGCUGCCCUGAGCUUGAUCGAUGAGUGUCAGAAAGCAAGCUUGUUGCCGAACCACUCGCCCUACGGCUCCGGUUACUGGGCUGCCGAGGAGUAUCAACAAGCAGAUGGCCCCAUUCAAAGUUUGUGGCCGAAAGAAGAGGGGCUCCUGGUGCGACUGCCAGCGAUUCUAAGCACUGGGGAGUGCGAAAUCAUCGAAAAUGAGUCGAAGAGCUUGGCCUUCGGACCGCAGACGCUGGCGUGUUUCAAAGGCACGCGCCGCUACGAGCGCCUCGUGGUCCAGGAUGAGACGCUGGCGGAGCUGCUUUGGCGUCGUGCGAAGCCCUUGAUCUCUCAAGCGCUGGCGGAGCGCUUCGGAGCGCUGCGGCCCUUGGGAUUCGGCUGUGCGCAUGGGGAAUGGGAGUUGAGUGGCUUAAACCAUUGCUUCAGGGUGAACUCCUAUGGCUCGGAGGGUUUCCUGAAGCCGCACAAAGAUGCGCCUUUCAGCCCGAACAUGCACCAGCGAUCCCUUUGUACCCUCCUCAUUCCCAUCGUCACCUCUGGCUCCACCCGCUUCUACGCCAGCGCCAAGGGCGACGCCUGCGACUUUCGGGGCAUGACAUUGGCCGAGGAGAUCGCCGAGCGUGGCGGCUUGGGACACUUGAAGAGCACCGAGGUGACGUUGGAGGCUGGAAAGGCUCUCAUCUUCGAUCAAGGGAUCAUCCACGAGGGCUUACCCGACAUCCAAGGGAAGAUGAAGAUGGUCCUGCGCACCGACCUCAUGGUGACUCGCCGCGUGGCCACUCCUGCGUUGCCACGGCGACUCCGGCUGUCGGCGGAGGAGCGGCGGGAUCAGGCGAAGGCCCUCAGUUUUUUCCGAGAGGCUCAACAAUUGGAUUUGAAGGGCGAGCACAGCAACGACCUCUACGAGCGCGCCCUCUCGUACCGCUACUGGCACCCCUCGCCCGCCGACCUGGCCGAGCUGCGGACCGACCAGGACUGCACCGACCAGGAGACGACCAGCAUGCGGCCGUGGACGGCACAGGCCAAAGCAGCGCCACUCUCGCCCAAUGCCCUGUUGGAGAGGUCAGACUUCCAAGUGUUUGACUUGGCCUAUCUCAAGGGCCCCGUGGCCGCCUUUCGCCUUCGAUCACGAGGAGCCUCUGGUGGCUACACUGGCAGUCCUCCCGCGGGCGACAGCUCCAGUCCGCCGGGCGGGCGCACGGCCGGGCACCUGCGAGCGGCGGCGAUGUACGCGCUGAACAUGUUGGGCCAUCGAGCCUAUCAGAAAGAGGACGAGUCGAAGCUCUACACCGUGGACUUCGACCCGGCCACCCAAACGGUGAAAGCAGUGCCCUUGGAGACCCUUCUGGAGGACGCCUACUUCGCACGUGCCUGUCAUGGCGCCGUCUACAAGGUCGUCGCCCGCAAACCCGGCGCGGACGCGGGCAACGCGGACUGGGCAGCCGACGCGGACGAGGUAGCCGACGCGGCCAACGUGGCCGACGCGGUCACUGCAGUUGACGUGGUUGACGUGGUGGAACGGGACUUUCAGGCCGCAGUGGACCGCACCCACUUGGCACUCACUCAGCACUGCUGUCCUUGUGCCGGGGUGGACUUGCUCUCCGGUAUGAAAGAGGAAGCCUUCGUCGAUCCGCAUAAUGACCCCUAUGGCUACUGCCAUGGCUACCACGUGUCGGAGCACGGCGACCUGAUGGGCGAUGGCAUCGUGGGACGGUACGAAAGAAAGGACUUCGGCCUUGAAGUACGCGAAUCCUAUUGUGAAGGCGAACGCAACGGUGCGCCCGAGGGGUCCGCCGCGAUGGCGAGCGAUUGGUCGAGGUACUUGUCCAACCAGCUUUCGAAGAAGGCCGGACUUCCUGGACUUGAUGUGCUGGCGGUGGCCACGGGGGAAGAGAGAUACUUGUGCGAGGAGUAUUACGCCAGAUGCCACUGCGGCGGCUGCAGCGAUACUUACGAUCCACCCAAGAGGGGUGAGGGAUUAGUGGAGCCAACGACGCGCGUGCUGAAUCACCUGAUCUUUGACUUCAAGAAACAUGAACUGCUGAUUCAUCAGCAUGAGAAAGUCACCUCCUCCGCCACCGAGUUGUUCGAUCCUCUCUUCCUUUGGACUCAACUGCUUGGCCAUCAUCAGACGUUCAUCUCGAACCAGGCGGAAGAGGUGACCCGGACCGCUCCGCCUGCCACGAUCUCCUGGCGCCACCAGGGAGCGGACGUGACGCUGACGCGGACCUCGAAGAGCUCCGCGGCGCUCGCGCACGGCACGACCGUCUCCGACGUGGAACUUUCCAAGCUCUCCUGGGCUGAUGGUCGGUUGACAUGGCCUGGAGGGGAUCUGCUGGUUGAGAGGGGAGAAGAGCUGCAGGCCUUCAUCAGCUCCACAGCGGAGCAGCUCUUCCCAUGGUAUACCAUCUCCCUCGCCGAGCUGGAGGCCUCCUUCCACCACGCGGGGGAGAACUGCGGUGUCGCCACCGUCUUGGGCGUCACAGUGGAACAUGUGAGUCUGGCCGCCUCGGAUCACACGAACACCGUCUUGGCCUUUGUGGAAGAAGAUCCGCAGACCGGCGACGCCCUGAUUUGGACCAUCUACCAUGGACUUUCAGCGCUGUAACGUGCGCAACGAACUCGUUGAACGCUGCUCACAGCGUUGGAUUACGCUGCGCACCGCGGUGUGACCGGCAUAGGCUGAGCGACCGGCAACUGGAUUGUUGAAGAGAAGGAGAGAAAGAUGCUGCUGUCUAUAGUAACAAGAAGCUACUAGUAACAAGUGCC